Molecule: messenger RNA, 1961 nt
Organism: Arachis stenosperma
Lineage: Eukaryota; Viridiplantae; Streptophyta; Magnoliopsida; Fabales; Fabaceae
Product: protein ROOT INITIATION DEFECTIVE 3
Exons: 9
Coding region: 441-1775 (444 amino acids)
Biological process (GO): DNA-templated DNA replication; rRNA processing
Cellular component (GO): nuclear pre-replicative complex
Molecular function (GO): protein binding
Source: RefSeq, a predicted model, not a curated record
GCAUCAGACGCUCACCCUCGCUCCCAUUAGCAGCCGCCGCCGUAAACCCUACCAUAGCAGUAGCAGCCAGCAACCUUCUCCCUCUUCUCUUGGUCACUGUCGCCGGCAUUGACGCAGCCGGCGUCGCUCGCCUCGCCCGCGUCCCUCUACUUUCUACUGCUACGGUUCGUCUACUCUGUCUCCGUCGUCGGUUCGCCGGUUCGCGGCCCAAAUCGCCUCUAUGCCCGCUUCUCCGGUCUCCGCCGAGUGACGUCUCUGCUUGCUUCUUCGGCGUCGUCGACGUCAUUCGACUGGUUCAUUGACAGGUUCGGUUCUCGCAACCUUGCAGGGCACUGCACUCACUUCUGGGGUCGUACUUCUUCAUCAGCAGCCCCCAUCCCCCUUCUUUAGUCACUCACCGGAGAGCUUGACGGCGGGAUAGAGACACGACCAUCACCUCCAUGGAAGUUGUGGUGGCUUCCUCUUCCGUGGAUGCCGGAAUAGGUUGCUGGGAUCUACAUACGGGGGCAGAGCAGCUCCGCCACAAGUCAUGCUCCUCCCCUCCUCAUGGCCUCAUCUCUGUCGGUGGUCGCUUCCUCGCUUCUUCACAUCUCUCUCCACUAUCCUCUGGCGGCUCUGUUCUCUUUUGGUCCUGGUCUAAGCCUCAAGUUGGAGUUAGGUGCUUUCCAGCUGAAACUAUAAAGCCCCUUUCUGCUAAUCAUCCAGGCACAUAUAUAGCUGGUGGAGGUGUCUCUGGUGACAUAUACCUUUGGGAGGUUGAAACUGGUAGAUUACUUAAGAAGUGGAAUGCUCAUUAUAGAGCUGUUACUUGUCUGGUAUUUUCUGAAGACGACUCGCUUCUGAUUUCUGGUUCGGAAGAUGGUUCAGUAAGAGUUUGGUCCCUCUUCAUGAUAUUUGAUGAUUUGAGAAGUCAAGAAGCAACUCAUCUCUAUGAGCAUAGCUUUACAGGUCAUGCCCUACGUGUAACUGAUGUUGUGAUUGGUUAUGGAGGUAGCAAUGCCAUUAUAGUGUCGGCAUCAGAGGAUCGGACCUGUAAGGUGUGGAGCUUGUCCACAGGAGCAUUACUAAGAAAUAUAGUAUUCCCUGCAAUCAUAGAUGCCAUUGUAUUGGAUCCUGCUGAGCAUGUCUUUUACGCUGGCAGUAGAGAUGGAAAAAUAUUUAUUGUUGCACUUCACACUGAGAGCCUUGUUACUAGUAACGAUGGGAUGCAUAUCGUUGGUUCAUUUUCUAACCACAGCAAGUCAGUUACUUGUUUGGCAUAUGGCAUCAGUGGAAAUUUGUUAAUAUCCGGGUCAGAGGAUGGAAUGAUUCGUGUUUGGAAUGCAAGAACUCAUAACAUUGUCCGCAUGUUCAAAUAUGCUAAAGGGCCUGUAAGUAAUAUUUGUGUUGUUAGGCCCGAAAUAGACUCAACUAGUCAUAUAUUACAAUCAUCAUCAAGAAAGCAGGGGUCCGAUUUACCCCCUCCGUUGGAGAAAUAUGCAAACUCAGUUGAAGAUUCAGAUGCUAAGACACCUAUUGUCCUUUGCGGUGCCAAGAGAUGUGCCAAAGUUUCGUAUCUCAGUUCUCAUGCGAUAUCUUCUCACGUCAAGGAACUUCAGCGACACGGUUCUGCUGCUGCUUCUGAAUUGGAAAUGGAGAAACUAAAAGAUGAUUACCAGAAGUCAAUGCAAAUGGUUAAUCAAUGGAAGAAAAUGUAUGAAAACUUGCAUCAAUUUUGUGUGAAGGAGCUCUUAGAUGGUGGUCAAGCGAGUGUUUCUGAUGAAAAUAACAAAUAAGAAUUUUCUUCCUUUUUCCGAUAAACCAGCGUUGCUCAAUUUUGAAGGUAGAGUUCAUAGAUAGUCCUUUUUGUUAUUUUAAUUUUGAAAUUUUCUGUUUAGGUGUUGCGGUUAAAAUUUUUUUAAUUAUUAUCCUUUUAAAAGGUUAAUUACAUUGCCCCGUAAGGGACAAACGUUGGAUUCUUA